This is a messenger RNA of Paramisgurnus dabryanus, 726 nucleotides long. The record is from RefSeq and is a predicted model, not a curated record. NCBI's taxonomy places the organism in Eukaryota, Metazoa, Chordata, Actinopteri, Cypriniformes, Cobitidae.
AUGAGACUGGCUGCAGUUUCUAUAGCGGCCACUGGUGUCAGUAACGGUACCAGUGAAGUGGAAGACAUUGAUGUGUUCUGUAGUGAUGGAGGAAAUGUCACUCUGCCCUGCAGUGAUGCUCAUCCUGACUGCGCAUUAACAACAUGGCUGUAUUAUAAAGACAUCAAAACUGGAGUUGUUCUGUUUACUAAAGGAAUAAAGAUGAUGGACCAUGAAAGACUGAGUCUGGGGUCUGACUGCUCUCUGAACAUCUAUAAAACCACAAAAGAAGAUCAUGGGGUUUACACCUGCAGGGAACAAGUGAUUAGAAAUGAUUCAUACACUGAUGUCAAUGUUUAUAUGAAUGUUCUUCAUGUGGCUUUAUCCUCCACAAAGACUGAGAUUAAAGCAGGCAGCUCUGUCACUCUCUCCUGUCAAUUAUAUUUAUAUGAUGGAUAUUAUUGUGAGCGUUUGCUCGAUAAGGAUAGAUUUCAGAUGAUCUGGGUGAAUGAGUCUGAUGUUAAUCUACAAUCAGACUCCAGAUAUCAGAUCUCAUCUUCAACAAAACACUGUAACAGCAGUCUGACUACAACACUCCUGAAUGAAGACAACAACAGAGAGUUGAGAUGUCAGAUUAUUAAAGAAACUGAAGUUAAGACCUCAGCCGGAUAUACUGUCAAGUAUUCGGAUUCAGCAAACAGUGAGACUGUGACUGGAUUAUUAUUAAGAGGCAAGACAAGUCUUUAG